Messenger RNA from Marmota flaviventris (yellow-bellied marmot), 6243 nucleotides. It is a transcript of the gene Aff3, whose product is annotated as ALF transcription elongation factor 3. Lineage: Eukaryota; Metazoa; Chordata; Mammalia; Rodentia; Sciuridae. Gene Ontology annotation, cellular component: nucleus; super elongation complex. Gene Ontology annotation, biological process: regulation of gene expression. The record is from RefSeq and is a predicted model, not a curated record.
GCGAGCGCCACGCCGCCCAGAAGCAAGAAGAGCAGCCAUUUGUUUGGGACAGAAAGAAAAGGCUUGUGAGAGCUCAGAGCGCGCGGGCGGCCCGAGCCUUGGAGGCGGCGGCGGCGGCGGCGGCGACGGCGGUAGCGGCGGCGGCGCUGACACCUCCCACCAUGGACAGCUUCGACUUAGCCCUGCUCCAGGAAUGGGACCUCGAGUCGCUGUGGGGUGAAGACAUCUUAAGCCAGAGGAGCGAUUCCCUAGUUGUGGAAUUUCAGUCAUCAGCCAGCAGAUGCAGGAGCGUCUAUGAGCCAGACAGGAACGCCUUACGGAGGAAAGAACGAGAAAGAAGAAAUCAGGAGGCUCAGCAGGAUGGGGGCACGUUUAAUUCCAGUUACUCCCUCUUCAGUGAACCCUACAAGACUAACAAGGGGGAUGAGCUCUCCAACCGGAUCCAGAACACUUUAGGCAAUUAUGAUGAAAUGAAAGACUUUCUAACCGAUAGAUCCAAUCAGAGUCACCUCGUUGGCGUCCCCAAACCGGGGGUUCCUCAGACUCCUGUGAACAAGAUCGAUGAACAUUUUGUUGCAGAUUCAAGAGCCCAGACCCAGCCCUCAUCUGUCUGUAGCACAGCCUCUUCCACUCCAGCCGCGGGCCCUGUACAACAGAGUAAAAGGGGCACCAUGGGCUGGCAGAAGGCUGGGCACCCACCGUCCGAUGGCCAACCGCGGGCAGCACAACAGGGCUCUCUCAGGACCUUGCUUGGAGAUGGUGUUGGCAGGCAGCCGCGGGCCAAACAAGUGUGCAACGUAGAGGUGGGACUGCAGACCCAGGAGAGGCCACCCGCCAUGGCAGCCAAGCACAGCAGUGGUGGGCACUGUGUUCAGAACUUCCCUCCUGCCCUGGCUUCAAAGCCCAGCCUGGUCCAGCAAAAGCCGACCGCGUAUGUGAGACCGAUGGAUGGCCAGGAUCAGGCUCCCGACGAGUCUCCGAAGCUUAAGUCGUCUACAGAGGCUGGCGUGCACUGCGCAACGUUCCGAGGAGGCCCAGCCAGCAAGCCAGAGUCGGCCAGAGCCAAAGCCAAGCUCUCCAAGUUCAGCAUCCCCAAGCAAGGAGAGGAGAGUCGAUCUGGAGAAAGCAACAGCUGUGUCGAAGAAAUAAUCCGGGAGAUGACCUGGCUUCCACCACUGUCUGCUGUUCAAGCACCCGGCAAAGUGGAACCAAGCAAAUUUCCAUUUCCAAAUAAGGACUCUCAGCUUGUAUCCUCUGGACACAAUAAUCCAAAGAAAGGUGAUGCUGAGCCAGAGAGUCCAGACAAUGGCACUUCGAAUACAUCAAUGCUGGAAGAUGACCUUAAGCUAAGUAGCGAUGAAGAGGAGGGUGAACAGCAGGCAACCCAGAGAACAGCUCUCCGCGCUCUGCCUGACAGCGCUGGGGUCCAGCAGACCAACUGCAGAACCUCGGUGCCUUCCAGCAAGGGCAGCAGCAGCGGAAGCAGCAGCAGCAGCAGCAGCUCCUCCAGCGACUCCGAGAGCAGCUCGGGAUCCGACUCGGAGACCGAGAGCAGCUCCAGCGAGGGAGAGGGCGGCAAGCCCCCGCACUUCUCCAGCCCCGAGGCUGAACCGGCAUCCUCUAACAAGUGGCAGCUGGACAAAUGGCUCAACAAAGUUAAUCCCCACAAGCCUCCUAUUCUGAUCCAAAAUGAAAACCACGGGCCCGAGAGCAAUCAAUACUACACCCCUGUGAAAGAUGAAGUGCAGGACUGCGGGAAGCUUCCCGACGUCUGCCAAACCAGCCUGCGGGAGAAGGAACUCAAGAGUGCCUGCAAGGAGGAGCAGAGGCCGAGGACCGCCAACAAGGCCCCGGGCAGCAAAGGGGUGAAGCAGAAGUCCCCGCCCGCGGCCGUGGCCGUGGCCGUCAGCGCCGCCGCCCCGCCGCCCGCGGUGCCCGGCGCCCCUGCGGAGAGCGCCCCCGCGCCGGCCCGGAGGUCGGCGGGCAAGAAGCCCACCAGGCGCACCGAGAGGACCUCGGCCGGGGACGGCGCCAACUGCCACCGGCCCGAGGAGCCCGCGGCGGCGGACGCGCUGGGGGCCAGCGUGGUGGUGCCCCCGGAGCCCGCCAAAAGCAGGCCCUGCGGCAACAGCAGAACGAGCCACCGCAAGGAGCUGCGCUCCUCGGUGACCUGCGAGAAGCGGCGCACGCGGGGUCUGAGCCGGAUCGUCCCCAAAUCCAAGGAAUUUAUCGAGACAGAGUCGUCAUCUUCAUCAUCCUCCUCGGACUCGGACCUGGAGUCGGAGCAGGAGGAGUACCCUCUGUCCAAAGGCCAGGCAGUGGCCGCCGCCUCCUCUGGGAGUGACCAGAGACUCAAGGAGGCCGCCAACAGCGUCAGCAGCGGCAGCGGCCCCCGUGCGGCCGUAGGCUCCAUCAACGCCAGGACCACCAGUGACAUCGCCAAGGAGCUGGAGGAGCAGUUCUACACCCUGGUCCCCUUCGGCAGGAACGAACUUCUCUCUCCCUUGAAGGACAGUGAUGAGGUCAGGUCACUCUGGGUCAAAAUUGACCUGACCCUCCUGUCCAGGAUCCCAGAACACCUGCCCCAGGAGCCUGGAGUCUUGAGUGCUCCUGCGGCCAAGGACGCAGAAAGCGCUCCGCCCAGCCACGCUCUGGACACGCCCACCGAGAAGACUUUGCCAAAAUCCAAGAGGAAACGCAAGUGCGACAACGAAGAUGACUACAGGGAGAUGAAGAAGGCCCAGGGGGAGAAAGAGAGCUCUACUCGACUAGCCAACUCCGCCAAUAGUACUCUGUCUUCAAACCACUGCAGCAUGAACAUCAACAGCUUGGCAAUACCAAUAAAUAAAAAUGAAAAAAUGCUCCGAUCGCCCAUCUCACCGCUCUCUGAUGCAUCUAAACACAAAUAUUCCAGCGAGGACUUGACUUCUUCCAGCCGAUCUCAUGGCAAUGGUGUGUUUACUUCCUCCUCAUCCAACAAAAAGUCUAAGGCCACCGACAGCCAACUGCAGUCCCAUGCCGGGGACCUCACGAAAGCGACUCACAACAGUGCUGAGCACGGUCUCCUCCACAGCAAGACCCGGCCACAAACAGAGCCCUGGUCUCCAGGCUCCAGUGGCCACAGGGACUGCAAGCGGCAGAAACUGGUCUUCGAUGAUAUGCCUCGCAGCGCAGAUUAUUUUAUGCAAGAAGCUAAACGGAUGAAACAUAAAGCAGAUGCAAUGGUGGAGAAGUUUGGAAAGGCCCUGAACUAUGCUGAAGCAGCCCUGUCGUUUAUCGAGUGUGGAAACGCCAUGGAACAAGGCCCGAUGGAAUCCAAGUCUCCUUACACCAUGUACUCAGAGACGGUGGAGCUCAUCAGAUAUGCUAUGAGACUAAAAACCCACUCGGGCCCCAAUGCCACACCAGAGGACAAACAACUAGCUGCAUUAUGCUAUCGAUGCCUGGCUCUCCUGUACUGGCGGAUGUUUCGGCUUAAAAGGGACCACGCUGUCAAGUAUUCAAAAGCACUCAUCGACUAUUUCAAGAAUUCAUCCAAAGCUGCCCAAGCCCCAUCUCCGUGGGGGGCCAGUGGAAAGAGCACUGGAACCCCAUCCCCCAUGUCUCCCAACCCCUCUCCCACCAGCUCCGUGGGGUCUCAGGGCAGCCUCUCCAGUACCAACGCCCUGUCCCCAUCAACCAUCGUCAGCAUCCCGCAGCGCAUCCAUCAGAUGGCGGCCAAUCAUGUCAGCAUCACCAACAGCAUCCUGCACAGCUACGACUACUGGGAGAUGGCGGACAACCUGGCCAAAGAAAACAGAGAAUUCUUUAAUGACCUGGAUCUGCUCAUGGGGCCUGUCACCCUGCACAGCAGCAUGGAGCACCUGGUCCAGUACUCGCAGCAGGGCCUGCACUGGCUACGGAACAGCGCCCACCUGCCGUAGGGACCUCACCCUGGAGCCCGGCUGUGCUCUCAUCUCCAAGAUGGCUCCAUGUUUCUGGACACUGUGCUGCUGAAAUUCCCAGCCACAGCAUUUAUCAAGCUGCAUUGAACACUUCCUUUGCAUCAAGCAAUGAUCUUUUCCCAGGGCAUGUGUGUAUUUACGUGUGGGUGUAUAAGAAGCUGCCUGUGUACGUAAGAUACACAGUGCUUCAGAACACAUAUUCUUUGUCUGGUUUCCAUAAUCCCAGGCUAGACAAUGUGAUCAGGAGUUCCUGGUUAGAGGAACUACACAUACACAAACACACACACACACACACACACAAUCACACACACUUCCUUUUCCAAUUGCUAAAUCAUGACUUCUCCAAAACUUCAACCAAAAUCUGAUGGGUUAGUUCACCAGGUGCAAUACAGCACACCAAAAGCUUAACCGCCAGUGAAGAUGAACCUGACUCUUAUAUUAUUGAUUACUUUUCAGUAUUAAUAUGCUGUUUCCCAAUUAUUUUUGAUGGGUGUGUAUUAAUGGGUAAUUGAAUAAUGAAAACAAGUCAGUUAUUUUUGUGCCAGAAGUUUACUAGAUUGCAUGUUACCAAAUCCCCUGCCCUUCCUCUAAUACCCCCUUCAACAUUAUUAUCAACCAAACACAUCGUAAGCAAAGAGAUGGAUUCACACAGCCUUCCCUGACGCCCCAUGUCAUGACAGCGGCACUGGGAUUCAGUGACAACUCAGUGUCUUUAAAAAUCCACACACACGGGAGCAACAGCCACUGUGCUUUGGAGCUGGGCUGGGAAUUUAAAUGUGCACUGUGACAACAAGCCCUCCAGGCACGUGCAUUUCUUCCUCCUGCCACUGUGACUUGGUGGCUGUAGAGCCAUGUGGCUUUUGUCAGCCAGUACAUUUCAAGUCUUUUCUUUCCACGGUAGCUUUCUUGCAAAAUUUCGUGGCCAAAUGGGGACAUUGCCUAGAACGUCCCUUCUCUAAGAGUCCAUCUGCUGCCUAUCAGACUGAGAGCUCUCAGCUGUCCUAAGGCGGUCUGAUUCUCUCUGUGCAGAAUGGGCCACCGCUGGCCUUGGCUGCGUUUUGAUUUGGGGGAUAUUUUUAAUCAGGCUUUGAUUAGCAAGCUGCUUCCGGUGCGAGGGAACUUAUUCCUGCACCGAUUGCCAUUCUGUCUGAGGUAGCACUGCCCAAAGCGUCUUGCUUACGUCUUGUGCAUCUAGUAUGUUUACGUCUUGCCUAUGGCUCUUCUUUUCUUUCUUUUUUUUUCUUUAAUUAAGUUUACAUUUUAGUUUUUUGACAUCUUGUUUACAGUUUUUUUUUUUUUUGUCUGAAUUUUAUUUGUUUGGUAGUAUUUUUGUCAUGUCCUAGAUUUAGUCUUCUUGUUAAAUAUAUUUGGAUAUGAAAUACUGGUAAACAGAAAAUGACUCCUCAAAGUUAGGGUCUGUCUUGCCACCCUUUAACCACAAAGAGGAUGUCCUUGAGGCCCCUUACUUGACAGAAUUGCACCAGGACAGUCUGAGAAAGACAGGUGUUGCAAUCUAUGAAACAGUCCCUUGUUCAAGGUGAUGGUGGCACCCACAUGCUAAGACUGAUAUUUUUGCAGGUUUGGUUGCAGUGAUAACAUUUUGUUAGCUUGGUCUUAUGGUGGGUGGGAAAUAAGAUAUCUACAAUUUCUAUGUUCUAAGCCAUUGAUGCAAAACUGGACAAGAGGUUGACCAACUUUGGUGAUUUGAAUUAAUUGACAGUGAGCAAGUGAAGCGCCUGUGAAGUUUGCAUUUGACUUUGACCUUCAAGCACCUGAAAAAUACUAACAGUUCAGGUUGAGCAUUCCUCCUCCAAAAUGCAUGGGACCAGAGUGUUUUAGAUUUCAGGUUUUUGAAUAUUCACAUACACACAAUGAGAUAUCUUAGGGAGGGGACCCAAAUCUAAACUGAGAUUCAUUUAUGUUUCAUGUACUCCUCAGACAUACAGCCCAAAGGGGAUUUUAUACACAUUACCCGAAGGAUAUAUUUUUAGUACACUUGUGUUUUGACUGAGACCUGUCACAGGAGGUCAGUGUGGAAUUUUCCAUUUAUGACAUCAUAGGGACAUUCAAAAUAUUUUAGACUUUGGAGCAUUUUGAAUUUUGGAUUUUUAUAUGAGGGAUUCUCAGCCUGAAUUUUCAUCUUACAUUUAAUUUACCCAAGUGAAGUUCUUCUUAAAUCCCUUUCACUAAUUGUUGGCAGAGUUCAUGAUCCCAUCUUUGGCUGGAUUUUUUAUUUUGGUACCAGGGAUUGAACCUAAGGGUGCUAUACCACUGAACCACAUCCCCAGCCUGUUUUUUU